Molecule: messenger RNA, 6215 nt
Organism: Paramisgurnus dabryanus
Lineage: Eukaryota; Metazoa; Chordata; Actinopteri; Cypriniformes; Cobitidae
Gene: erbb4a
Product: erb-b2 receptor tyrosine kinase 4a
Biological process (GO): positive regulation of kinase activity; protein phosphorylation; cell surface receptor protein tyrosine kinase signaling pathway
Cellular component (GO): signaling receptor complex; basal plasma membrane; plasma membrane
Molecular function (GO): transmembrane receptor protein tyrosine kinase activity; ATP binding; epidermal growth factor receptor binding
Source: RefSeq, a predicted model, not a curated record
AUUAUUGUAUUAAUUUGAUUGUAUGAAAGGCUUCCCAAGAGUGACACUUGUAUCACCAAAAUGCUGUCUAGGUAGGCAACUUGCCAAGUUUUACCAUCUUAACACUAGAUGGUGCCAUUGUUUAAAAAAUCUUACUGCAAUCUUUUGUCUAUUUUUAAUUACAAGUUGGAAGAAUAUAGAUGUGUAGCGUACAUUAUGAUAUAGAUGAUGCAUCUCCACUUUACAACAACUUUUUUUAUAUAGUCAUUUUCACAUUACACAUUGCAUUAUUAGUUUUAUCAAGAGGAAUGCAUUACAACACCAGUGAGCUAUAGCCAAAAACUACAAGAACUCAAGACAUUUUAUACAUAGUCUCUAAAGAAAUACCAUAUCCAGAAAAAACAUUAUGUUACCAUGUCCAAUAAACAAUGGUAAUGACAGUUUGGUUACUUAAACAAUGCAAAAGAGUUGCUAACAUUUAAGUGCAAUUAAAUGUAAACUUCAGAUGAAUUCUCAAAGUAUACGCUUGUAAUUCCCCAACCUAAUGUGUAAAGCAAUAACGUAUCUGUGUUUGUGGGCGCGGUUACCUUAAUUAAUUCACUCUUCUGCCCAAUCACCACUAAAGUAGGAGGUGUCAAACCGAUCAAGGCGCGCGCCCGGGCACGGAGACCGUAACUCGGUCCGGGAUUCAGCGUAGAGUAAUGACAGUCCCAACGCAGUCACAUUUAGACAAGGACUAACUCUUGUUCACCUUUGUCAUUUGAUGUGCUGAAGCAAUUUUACUUGCAGAAAUAAACCUAAGAGCGCAACUUUAAACCAUGCGUCCUACGUGAACGGUUGCGGACGUUUGACAGCUCGCCAAGGGGACAAUCGCUUGGACAUGUGAAGAAAUGGAUAUUCAGCCUCUUCAUCUGAUCAAGAUGCGAUCUCACAUCCUUAUCUUCAUCCUCACUGCUCUGCUCGUUCUCCAGUGCGCCUCGCAGUCAGUUUGUCCCGGGACUGAUAACAAACUCAGCACUUUGUCUGAUUUGGACCAGCAGUACAGAACUCUUCGUAAGUUCUAUGAGAACUGUGAAGUUGUCAUGGGAAAUCUGGAGAUCACCAGUAUUGAACGCAACCGCAACCUGUCGUUCCUCAAGUCUAUCCGGGAGGUGACGGGUUACGUGUUGGUGGCCCUAAACCAGUUUGAUUAUCUUCCUCUGGAGAACCUGCGGAUCAUCCGUGGAACCAAACUCUACGAGGGGCGUUACUCGCUGGCCAUCUUUCUCAACUACAGGCGAGACGGAAUAUUCGGCCUCAGACAGCUCGGGCUGAAGAAUUUGACAGAAAUCUUGAAUGGAGGUGUGUAUGUGGAUCAGAACAAGUUCUUGUGCCACGCUGACACAAUCCACUGGCAUGACAUCAUCAAGAACCCACGGUCUGAACUUCUGGUGGUUCCUGCCAACAACAGUGGAAACACAUGCAGAAGAUGUCACAGAUCAUGUAAUGGACGAUGUUGGGGUCACCAGGAGGAUCAGUGCCAAAGCUUAACAAAGACGGUAUGUGCAGAACAAUGUGAUGGGCGAUGUUAUGGUCCGUACGUCAGUAACUGUUGUCAUCGCGAAUGUGCAGGCGGCUGCUUCGGACCCAAAGACACGGACUGCUUCGCUUGUACAAAUUUCAAUGACAGUGGAGCCUGUGUGACACAAUGUCCUCAACCAUUCGUCUACAAUCCAACAACCUUCCAGCUUGAGCACAAUCCUAAAGCCAAAUACACAUACGGAGCCUUCUGUGUCAAAAAAUGCCCACAUAACUUUGUGGUGGAUCACAGCUCAUGUGUUCGAGCCUGUCCAAGCAACAAGAUGGAAGUCGAGGAGAAUCAAAUCAAGAUGUGCAUCCCAUGCACGGACAUCUGUCCAAAAGUGUGUGAUGGUAUAGGUACUGGGAGUCUUCAAAUGGCUCAAACUGUAGAUUCCAGCAACAUUGACAAGUUUGUCAAUUGCACCAAGAUCAAUGGUAACCUCAUCUUCCUCAUCACAGGCAUCAAAGGUGAUAUGUUUCACGGUAUUGGAGCUCUAGAUCCCGAUCGACUGAAUGUAUUCCGCACUGUAAGAGAAAUCACAGGUUUCCUGAACAUCCAGUCUUGGCCGGAAAACAUGACAGAUCUUGGAGUUUUCUCAAACCUUGCCACAAUUGGAGGACGGUCUCUUUAUAGUGGUAUUUCUCUACUGAUCCUGAAACAGCGCUGGAUCUCUUCACUGCAGUUUCAGUCUUUGAAAGAAAUCAGCGCUGGUAACGUUUACAUUACCAACAACAGUCAGUUGUGCUUCUACAACACGGUGAACUGGACCGGGCUUUUCCGCACCAACACCCAAAAAGUCUUGAUCAAAAACAACAGAGACCCCAGAGAGUGCAUUAAAGAGCAGAUGGUCUGUGAUCCGCUGUGUUCAGAAGCAGGCUGCUGGGGAUCAGGUCCAGAUCAGUGUCUCUCGUGUAAAUCCUUUAGCCGGGGCAGAACCUGUGUCAAGUCCUGUAACCUGUUUUAUGGUGAUGUUCGAGAAUAUGCCAACGGCUCGGUCUGUGUUCAGUGUGACAGCCAGUGUGAGAAAGUCGGAGAUAAAAGUUUGACUUGCCACGGCCCGGGUCCAGACCACUGUGUGAAGUGUUUGCAUCUGAAAGAUGGGCCCAACUGCGUAGAGAAAUGCCCCGAUGGUCUACAGGGAGCAAACAGCUUCAUCUUCAAAUAUGCUGAGAGCAACAAAGAGUGUCACCCCUGCCACCCCAACUGUACUCAGGGGUGCCUUGGACCGAGAGUACAAGAUUGUGUUGGUAUGCUGGAUAGGACUCCUCUGAUCGCAGCUGGAUUAAUCGGGACUCUCUUUGUGAUGGUCGUCAUUGCUCUGGGUGUAGCUGUUUGCGUUCGGCGAAAGAGUAUAAAGAAGAAAAGGACUUUACGGCGCUUCUUAGAAACAGAGCAGUUGGUGGAGCCACUGACGCCCAGUGGUGCGGCGCCCAACAAGGCACAGCUGCGUAUACUGAAGGAAACCGAGCUGAAGAGGGUCAAGAUUCUGGGUACCGGAGCCUUCGGCAUGGUUUACAAGGGAAUCUGGGUUCCAGAAGGAGAAACUGUGAAGAUACCAGUGGCCAUAAAGAUACUCAAUGAAAGCACGGGACCAAAAGCCAAUGUGAAGUUUAUGGAUGAGGCGCUGAUCAUGGCCAGUAUGGAGCAUCCUCAUCUGGUGCGUCUGUUGGGGGUCUGUUUGAGUCCCACUAUUCAGCUGGUCACUCAGCUCAUGCCUCACGGCUGUCUGCUGGAUUAUGUAUACGAACACCAGGAGAACAUCGGAUCUCAGCUGCUGCUCAACUGGUGCGUGCAGAUCGCCAAGGGUAUGAUGUACCUGGAAGAGAGACGUCUGGUGCACAGAGACCUGGCUGCACGUAACGUCCUGGUGAAAUCUCCAAACCACAUUAAGAUCACUGACUUUGGCCUCGCUCGACUGCUGGAUACAGAAGAAAAGGAAUACAGUUCAGAUGGAGGCAAGAUGCCCAUCAAGUGGAUGGCAUUGGAGUGCAUUCACUAUAGAAAGUUCACACAUCAAAGUGAUGUAUGGAGCUACGGAGUGACUAUCUGGGAGCUGAUGACGUUUGGAGGAAAGCCAUAUGACGGGAUUCCCACCCGUGAGAUUCCUGACAUCUUGGAGAAGGGUGAACGUUUACCCCAGCCACCUAUCUGCACCAUAGACGUCUAUAUGGUGAUGGUGAAAUGCUGGAUGAUUGAUGCCGACAGUCGGCCUCGAUUCAAAGAACUCGCCGCAGAGUUCAGCCGAAUGGCACGGGACCCUCAGAGAUACCUGGUCAUACAGGGGGACGAUCGCAUGAAACUUCCCAGCCCCAACCACGGUAAGUUCUUCCAGAGUCUUAUGGAUGAGGAAGAACUUGAUGACCUGAUGGAUGCAGAGGAGUACUUGGUUCCUCAGACCUUGAAUAUCUCAACAUCCUCUUACGUGUCAAGACCGCACGUGGAUUCUAGCAGAACUCAACUGAGGUGUCGUGAAAGAGUUUUUUGUUCAGAUGAUGGGAUGGGAGCUUGUUCCCGUGACUCUGUUGGUUCGGCUGGUGGAGUCUUCCUCCCAGUAAGCACACAAGGGGCAGGACUGGAGUCUCUGGAGGAACAGCAUUGUAAUGGAAGUUUAAAGAAACAGCCCCCGCCCGGAUUAGGGGAUGAUUGUGAUGGCCAGCGCUAUAUCGCGGACCCAACUGUCUUUCUAGGAGAGAGAGGAAUAAAGAGCAAUGGUGAAGAAGAUGAUUACAUGAGUCCUAUGAACAAGUCAGCUUCAGACCAUCUCAGUCCUGUUGAGGAAAAUCCUUUCGUAUCCCAACGGAGGAAUGGGAAUGUUAAUGCACUGGACAACCAGGGUUACCACAGCACCCCUGACAGAACUCCUAAAUGUGAGGAUGAAUACAUCAACCAGCCUCUUUACCUCAACGCAUACAACACCGCCGGCGGGCCAAACCCAGAGAACCUAAGGAAAAAUGGAGUUUCCAUGCCACUGCAGUUGACAACAGCAGCCAACACGGCAAGCAGUCAUGUUAUCCUCACCACGCAAACUGGAAAAGCCCAUAACCACGGCCAGGGAACACAUGUUCAUUUUGCCAUUCCACCUGUUCAGCCUCCCCAAGCAAGAUUAAUGAGCCAGAAUGGACAGCAUUCCCAGACGCCGCUUGCCUCUGAAUCCAGUUCCUCCGGCAAGCCUGGCAAUCCUUCUCUGUUAACUCAAAUCUCAGUCGUCAGCCAACAGAUCCAACCUUGUCUGGCGAAUCCUUCCGGUUGUUUAACCCAACCCAAUUUGACACAAGUAAAGUCCACAAUCGCAAGCAAAACAGUUUCUGGUCUUCCCGGACACCUUGUUUAUCCAGGUAACGUGCUUCAGACGGGCCAUACUGGGACUGUAAUGGUUGAUAGAAAAUCGAAGAAGAAUUUCGAUAACCCUGACUGCUGGCAGCACAGUCUACCCCCCAAAGUGACCCAACUAAACCCUCAAGACCCUUUGCAGGGUUGCAAAAGCAAGCAUCUUUACAGGCACAGUGUGCGAGGUCGCGAUGCCGUGGCUGAAAAUCCGGAAUAUCUCUCUGAAUUUAAAAAGAGACCAGGACCGGUUCUGCCACCUCCACCCUAUCGGCACAGGAAUACCGUAGUGUAAACUGAUUUCUUUACCAACAAGUUCUUGUUUUCCUAGCAUGAUAUUUGGAUUUACAAAAUAAAGGAAAACUGUCAACGUCAGUAUUCAUUGCAGGAGGUAUUAAUGAAGAAACAAAUAUAAGAGGAUAUCGGAUUUAAAGGGAAAACUGAUCUACCAAAGUGCCUCUAUUACACAAUUUCUAUUUUAACAAUCAGAAUCUAACCAUUCAAACCAUCUCCAUCCCUUAAUCUAAACUCCACUCAUUUUCCAACAGACUUGAAGUAACAUCCCAGAUAGCAAGCAACCAUUGAAAUAAUGUUAACAAUUUGUCAAUGUUAAUCCCAUUGAAUCAAUAUCAGGCCUGCUAUCUUAUUUCAAUAAACCAUGAUUAUGGUUAUCAGUGUUUGCUUUAGUUAAGCCCUUGUUUCAAUAGUUGCUUGCUAUCUGGCAAGUGAUGUUAUUAAAACUGGUGUACACCUUGACGAACAUCUAGAAAAGUCUAUGGUAAGAAAAACAAAUCUUGUUUUGGUUUUAGGAAAUACCAUCUGUCCAGUAAAAGAUCAGUUUGACUGCAUCCUUUCAUUGUGUAUUGUGACUCUUUGCAUUAAUCAAUAGAUAUUUCUCUUUAGUUUACCCCUUUAACUUUCGAAACAAAUGACGGACAGGACCUGUACAAAGAGAGAAGUCGCUUACUAUCGAGGAAACUUUAAGAUGUAAACAGGGUCAAAACUGUGCAUUGGUUUCAUUUAUCAUAACCAACAAUUUAUUAAUGGACUAACAAUGGUUGGAUGCUAUUUAUUUUCUUUCUUGUACUUGGUGUUUUUUAAAGAUCCGUUUUGUACACUUAUAUGGGAACUUGAUAUGAUACAGUUAAACGAGAAGCACAUGGGCCGGCCGUACCACAGUGCUUAUAGGGCAAACUGGAAACAAGUGCCUUCCUCAGUGGCACAAAAGCUUUUGUGGUCCAGAGACAGAUUUGAACUGGAAUCUUCAACUGCUGUAUAUAUAUAUAUAUGUGUGUGUGUGUAAAACAAAUAUGAAUAUUAACUACUGAGCCACAUUAUGUGCAAAUAGACU